CUCCGCCUCUCGCUCCCUCCCUUCUGGCCACCGACAGCCCGCUGCUCCCGCAGAGUUGGCGGCGGCUCCUCGCGCGCGUCCCGGGGAGCGCUUCGGUCUCACCUAGGCACCCUCUCCCGGCCCCGGGCUUCGUCCCCCUGCACUCCGCGAAGAGCCGCGGGCGUCCGGGGAGCGCGGCCACCCCGCGCCCGGGGCCGUCCUCCCCCGAUUCCCCUUGGGAACAUGGCGACCGGCGGCUACCGGACCGGCGGCAGCACCACGGACUUCCUGGAGGAGUGGAAGGCGAAGCGCGAGAAGAUGCGCGCCAAGCAGAACCCCCCGGGCCCCGCCGCCCCGGGCGCGGGCAGCGGCGACGCGGCCGCCAAGAGUCCGGCCGCGCCGCUGGGCACGUCGGCCACCGCCGAGCUCAGCCGCGGCGUCGCGGGCGGCGCGGCCGCACCUGCCGUCCCCGGGCCCGCGCCCGGCCCCGCCGCGCUCACCCGGGCGGCCCUGGGCCCUCGGCGGCCGGAGGAAGAGCCCCCUGCCUCCGCCGUCGCCUCCUCGGGGGCUCCGCCGGCCCGGGCCGACGACGACGAGCCGGACGGCGCCCCGGAGAAGGGCCGGAGCUCGGGCCCCAGUGCCAGGAAAGGCAAAGGGCAGAUCGAGAAGAGGAAGCUGCGGGAGAAGCGGCGCUCCACCGGGGUGGUCAACAUCCCCGCGGCCGAGUGUCUAGAUGAGUAUGAAGAUGACGAAGCGGGUCAGCAGGAGAGGAAACGAGAAGAUGCGAUCACACAGCAGAACACCAUGCAGAACGAAGCUGCCAGCUUACUUGAUCCAGGUGGUUCCUACCUGCCACAGGAAUCAUCUAGAACAAUUACAGGCAAAUACAAGAGUACAACCUCUGCCUCAGAAGACGAUGUCUCAAGUAGAUAUCCCCGGACAGACAGAAGUGGAUUUGGUAGACAUAACAGAGAAACAAAUGUGGCAAGUAAUUUUGUCUCAAGUAGUUCAUUGGAAAAGAAAAUUGAAGAUCUUGAAAAGGAAGUAGUAAGAGAAAGGCAAGAAAACCUCCGACUUGUGAGACUGAUGCAAGAUAAAGAAGAAAUGAUUGGAAAACUCAAAGAAGAAAUCGAUUUGUUAAAUAGAGACCUGGAUGACAUCGAAGAUGAGAAUGAGCAAUUAAAGCAGGAAAAUAAAACUCUAUUGAAAGUUGUUGGACAGCUGACCAGGUAGAAGUUCAAGGCUCCGUGUGGAAGCGUACUUUCAAACUACUGAUUGAAUGUUACAGUUCAUGCUCAGGCGGUAUCCUGUCUGCAAUGCAUUAACCUAAUUGUGUAAUUUAUUUCUAGAAAGUGGAUAUUUGUUUUCGAAAUUACUCUUUUUUUUGUUCCUAGUGUUUAAAAAUGCAUCAACCUUGUAUUUCACAAACAAGUAACAUCUUUUAGUUAUUAAAGUGAUAGGUAAUGCCUUCUUUGUUUUGUAAUAUUCAAAUAAUAUAUGGUUCAAAAUCACAGCCAGUUGAAUAUGUUUAUCUCUGUUAGAACAUUUUCUCUGUAAAGGAACAUACAUAGUCUUUGUUUACAUGAACUUAAAUACUUUGGGGGAUUACCUACCAGUGCUUAUUACUAAUGUGUACAGCCCUUUAUGGGUUGAAGGUUGAAAACUUCCUCAUAGAAACCUUUGUCUACUGUCAUUUUUCAGUUGUUCUAGUGAUCUGAAAUAGUAAUAGACACUAUUUUGUAUGACAGUAAUCUCUUAAAGGAAAGCUAUUUUAAAGAGUUGCUACAUUCUAGUUGGCUAAAUGUAAACUUAAGAAAAUACUUGAACUAUGCUAUAGUAAAUGAAAAUUUACUAUUUGGUGUUUGAAUAUUAAAAAAUUUUUAAUUACUUUAACUUCUGAAAAGCAAUGUAUAGUUUCUUAUGUAGGUACUAUCUUUUUUAUUGUUUCAGGAUAUGUUAGUAAAUAUAGAAUAUUUAAAAAAUUGUUUAUUCUUCAAGCCUCAAAAUGAUGUACAAUUUUAGUGUUGAAGAAAAUCCAACUUUUUAUCACGUGCUUUAAGAUCAGAACCAAAAUAUUUUUCCACACUUAAAACAGUUGUACAGAUAUUAACAUAUGUAAGCAGAAGUCGUGCUGAAAUACUUUGGCUCAUUUAUAAGUUGGAGAAAUAUUGUACUACUCUUUUUCUCAUAUGAGAGAAUAUUCUUAUAUCCCAAAUUUAAGGAACUUUUUUUCCUAACUGAAAAUUUUAAAGUAAUCAUUUUUGAAGCAUUGCAAAAUAAACUUGUCUCUGUUAAA
Jaculus jaculus (lesser Egyptian jerboa) is the source of this 2275-nucleotide messenger RNA. It is a transcript of the gene Pawr, whose product is annotated as pro-apoptotic WT1 regulator. The transcript has 7 exons. The record is from RefSeq and is a predicted model, not a curated record. NCBI's taxonomy places the organism in Eukaryota, Metazoa, Chordata, Mammalia, Rodentia, Dipodidae. Bases 223 to 1212 code for a protein of 329 amino acids. Gene Ontology annotation, biological process: apoptotic process; positive regulation of apoptotic process. Gene Ontology annotation, cellular component: cytoplasm.